Molecule: messenger RNA, 1050 nt
Organism: Entrophospora sp. SA101
Lineage: Eukaryota; Fungi; Glomeromycota; Glomeromycetes; Entrophosporales; Entrophosporaceae
Source: the annotation of a GenBank genome assembly
AUGAUUAUGAAUAGUGAUGAACUUGCACUUGCUUUAUGGAAAAAAUUUAGAAAUCUUAGUAUUGAAAAAUACAAACAGACCUAUGCACGUUUGAAUAUAGAUUUCGAUAUUUACUCUGGUGAAUCUCAAGUGAAAAAUGAGAGCAUAACACAGGCAUUAUCUGCCAUGAAAGAAAAAAAUAUUCUUGAAGAAUCAGACGGAGCACUUAUUGCUGAUCUAAAAAAAUACAAGUCAGAUAUUGCAUUGAUACAGAAGAAUGAUGGUACUACUCUGUAUAUUACCAGGGAUAUUGGUGCUGCAAUUGAACGUUAUGAAAAAUACAAAUUUGAUGUAAUGUAUUAUGUUGUAGCAUCUCAACAAGAUUUACAUUUUAAACAACUUUUCAAACUAUUGGAAUUGAUAGGAGUUGAAUGGGCUAAUAAGUGUAGACAUAUAAAUUUUGGUAUAAUUAAUGGAAUGAGUACUCGUAAAGGCACUGCUGUAUUUUUGGAUGAAAUACUAAAUCAAACCAAAGAAAGCAUGCAUGAGGUGAUGAAACAAAAUGAGAAUAAAUAUUCACAAAUUGAUGAACCUGAUAAAGUAGCUGAUGUAAUUGGUAUCUCUGCUGUAAUGAUACAAGAUAUGUCAGCUAAAAGAAUUCGUAAUUACUCGUUUGAUUGGAGUCGUAUGUUUUCAUUUGAAGGUGAUACUGGACCUUAUCUUCAAUAUGCUCACGCUCGACUUUGUUCAAUUGAACGAAAUUGCGGCCUAACAGUAAAUCCUUCAGCCAACAUUGAUCUUCUAUCAGAAGAAAUAGCGUCAGUUCUUAUGGAAAUGGUUGCACAAUAUCCCGAUGUAGUUAAGAGUGCUUUACAUACAUUAGAACCUUGUACAGUUGUGACAUAUGCUAUGAAGUUAAGUCACACGGUAUCAAUGGCUUUAGAAAGUUUAUGGGUUGUUGGAAAAGAACAUGAAUUAGCAGAGGCUAGGUUAUUAAUGUAUUGGGCAACUAGAAUAACGCUUGGAAACGCACUUAAAUUACUUGGUUUGAAACCUUUGGAAAGAAUGUAA